Molecule: messenger RNA, 2726 nt
Organism: Manis pentadactyla (Chinese pangolin)
Lineage: Eukaryota; Metazoa; Chordata; Mammalia; Pholidota; Manidae
Gene: C4H1orf94
Product: chromosome 4 C1orf94 homolog
Exons: 8
Coding region: 1-2421 (806 amino acids)
Source: RefSeq, a predicted model, not a curated record
AUGAUACCUAAAGCCCAGGGCUUUGCACAGGGUAAGAGCCCAAUAAAAUGUCAGGCAGGACCCUGGCAGGCGCUGAGGUUUCUGCAGAGUAGCGAAGGCGCGGUGCCCUUGAUUUCUAACCGGGCAGAGGGCUCUGGGAUUCGCCGGAGAGGGGCCCCACCGGGCCCCACCCCCACCCCGCGGGAGGGCCUAGGGCACCGAACCCCCCCGCGCACCGAGCCGUUGCGUUUGAAACCCACUGCGGAGUUUCAGCUCUGGACAGGAAGGUGUGGGCGCCACCGGCCCCGGCCCGCCAAGGCAGCGCCCUUUGAAAGCGGUGGGACCCGUGCUGAGGCCGACUGCAGCCCCACGCAGAAGCGCGGCAGGUGUCUGCUGGGGGGCGCUGGGGCGCCGCCGGCGGGCAGCGGGCGGCUGACGCGCUCGGGCGUUUGGCUGCGGGCGGCAGAGGGGCGCUGUAGAGGGGGCAGCAGCCGGGAGCAGGGCGAGCGAGGCGGGGCUCAGCGGGCCGGGGCCGGCGCUGGGGCCUGGCCGUUGGCCCUCGGCGGGCGUGGGGUCCAUGGGAAGGGCCGGGAGAGAACGUCAAGGCGGGCUCCUGCCCCCGCCGGGCCUGGCACGGUGCCAGGGGUGGCGGUGGACGGUCGGUCCCCCUGUCUUCGAGCCCCGAGUGGACAAAGGGAGUUCCGGAAAGAGAGGAGGAAAAUGGCCAGUGGGAGUGGGUUCCCUUGGUCCUUGGCCCUUGUGGCCAAGCACCCCUCCGCCCUGGGCCCAUUCCCCAGAUACAUCUGGAUCCACCAGGACACACCCCAAGACAGCCUAGACAAGACUUGCCAUGAAAUCUGGAAGAGGGUUCAGGGCCUGCCUGAGGCCCUGCAGCCCAGGCCCUCCAAGGAACAGCUCUCUGCCACCAUGGCUGGAACUCCAAGAGACAAAGGGAACAGCUUCCAAGAAGAAGCUCUGGAGCUCAACCAUGGCAAAGAUGAUAUCUCCCGGUUGGUGGAGCAGGAGUUCUUGAGCCUCACCAAAGAGUACCUCGUCUUGGUCACAGAGAGCUCAGGAGACCUGGAGGCACCCGGAGGCUCUCCAGAGGGGCCUAGACAGCCAGCUCCCUCCCUUCUCAUGCCUCCUCUGGUGGCAGGCAGCAGUGGAUGCUCACAGGCUCCCGUUAUUACCAGUGACAAGUUUCUGGAGCCAAAGGUGGCCGUGUCUGAUAUCGGCAGUAGGCAAGACUGCAAUUCUGCCAUGCCUGCGGUCACGGGCAACCUGUGUGCUGCCAAGAUCAACUGUGCCAAGGGGACAGAGGAUGGGGGUCACAGCCUGGGUGCCUCCAACUCGGAGAUCAGCAAACUGCUGGCCCAGUUCCCACUGAAGUCCACCGAAGCAUCCAAGGCCGCAGACAACAAGAAGGUGCAGGAGGAGAUGAGGCUCAUCAAGGACUUCCUGCAGAACAGCAUGUUCAGUGGCCCCGGACCCAGGGAGCCUUCGGGGCUGGGUCCAUGCCUGCUCCUGCCACCCCUCCCUCCUCCCACAGGCCCGGAUAAGCUCCCUAUUCUGAGGAGGCAGCUCCCAGUGUUUGCCAAGAUCUGCUCCAAGCCCAAGGCAGACUGUGCCGUGGAGAGGCAUCACUUGAUGGAACAGAACCCUGGCACCAAGGAGCCGACCAAGGGCCGAGAGAGCCUCCUUCCCAACCAGCAGUCCCAGAGCAAGAAGGACUCCUCUGGCAAGGAGGGUUGCAGCGAGCCAGUGGGCCCCAUAUCCAUGGCCCUGGCAGUCAAGAAGCCUGCGUGUCCAGCUGAGAAGACCCUGGGCUAUGAGUUUCUUGGGACCAUCAAGAACCCAAGUGGGCAGCUGAAGCUUCGCAGCAAAGUGGAGGUGGAUAGGCUGGAUCCGAAAACUAACACGCCUGUGACGGUGGCUGCCAAGAACAACCUCAAGCACACGGGGAAGGUUUUCACCCAACACUGUGCCACAGCCUUGCCCUCUGCCACACCCCUGACCCAGCCGCUCUGGCUCAGCCUGAACUAUGCGCCACCUCCUGUGUUCACCAAUCACUCCACCUUCCCGCAGUAUCAGGGCCUGUACCCUCAGUGGGCAGCCAGGAUGCCCUGUCAGCAGACCCUGCACCCCCCGCUGGGGUGCUACUCCCAGCAGGUGAUGCCAUAUAACCUACAGCAGAUGGGACAGCAGAUUUUCCACUCUUCCUACAACCCCCUGCUGAGCUACAUCUCCUUCGUCCAGCCCAACUAUCAGUACCCUCAGGGGACACCCCCGAAACUCUCCACCAAUCCCCGAGACCCUUCCCUCAUGGCAAGUGAUGGGCCGCAGUACCUCAUCCCCCAGGCAUAUGGGUUCGGCUCAACAUCUGGUGGGGCCCUGAGGAAUAGCCCUUAUUUUUCCUCCAGUGGGAAUGGCAAAAAUUUUUAGACCUCCUCCUCUUCUCCCUUAGCCCUAGGAUCAGGGCUAAGGGCUCUGGAUUUCUGGGUUCUGCAAACAGCUUGGCAUGAAGUUUGGAAAGCGAAUGCUCCGACCAGGUCUGAGACAGAAAACAGCAAGACCAGACUCAUCUAUUGACCAACACCACACACACACACAUGCACACGCGCGCACACACACACACACACACACACAGAGCCCAAGCCACAUAUACCCUCAUCUUCAUGCUCACUUGCCCAACUGCAUAAGCACCUGUAUUUAGCUAACAUGAGUGAUUUUUGUUUUUGUUGUUCAAA